AUGCGAGGUUGCCGAUCGUCCGGAGUCUCUCCCAUAAGCGUAGCGACGAUAGUCUUGAAGGUGGGCAACGGCCUUGGCUUACAAGACUUAGACGUGCCAGCGCCAAAAAGAAUGCGAAUGGAAUCACCAGAAGGUUUCUUCGAGGGACGGGGAGCGAACAUUGCUGGAUCCAAGUCCUUCAGUGGUACCUCUGGUGGUACCUCUGGUGGUACCUCUGGCGGCGGUAUAGCUAAACGUAUCCCUGACCAUGUUAGCGCGGACAGUACAGCUAUUUCGUUGAAUGAUUUCGGUAACGAUCUCGGUAACGUUUCGAUACAAGAUUGUCUGUUCGGUGAAGCUUCCUCCUUUGAUGAUUUGUUCGUGUAUUUGAGGCAUCACGAUGAAGCUGUUUCCCUUGACGCAAUCGACGGUCUUCUAAAACUGGGGAGUCGUGCGGAAGGGGGUAGUAAUGCGGAAGGGGGUAGUAAUGCGGAAGGGGGUAGUCUUGCGGAAGAGGGUAGUCUUGCGGAAGAGGAAACGUGUGCUCUUCCUCCCUGUGUAGUUAUCGCCCCAAAUGAGAAGGACUUGCAAAUACCGAUAAGACUGGUGAAAUGGGCUUAUGAUGUAUUAUGGAAAGAUUGGAGAGCUUUGGUUCCAUUCGACAUUACGGGAUUGACGGUUUUUGGUGUGGCUAAAAAUGCUAUGGAUUGUGAGAAUAUGGAAGAUAUAAAUUUCAUAUUACCAGCAAGUCGUUAUAUGAUUCAGUGUCCAUCUCAAAGGAGUGAAAAUGAAGGAUUUCAGAAAAUGGUUAAAUCAGGUUAUUUGAAUCGGGAUAUUUUUGUGAAGAAUUCCACACGCAGGAUUGCAUUGAAAAGAGUGAAUGAUUCAGUUGAGGAGAUCUUGCAGCUCUUGGCCGAUCGUUGGGGAGACAAGUUUCAAAUUGCCACGGUAGAUGAGGCAAAACUCCGGAUUAGCCCGUCGUGCUUGGUAUGGGCCUACGACGUUAAAAAAUAUGGCUGGUGGAAGACGGUACCCAAAGGUAUAGAUCCGAUCCGGCUGUCAGUCUUCGGCUUAGCCAAGGCCGUCGAGGGAAUUCGGAGCCAAGCGUAUACCUUGUCAGCCUACUGUUAUUCAUGCUCAGAAGAUGAGAGACAACACCGGGACGGAAACGGAUGUGAGAGAUGCGAAGGCGCCUGGGACCUAGUAGAGUUUUGGGAGUGGCUGGUUUCAAGACAUUUCUCUGAUGUCAAGCUCGACUAUAGUGGCGGCGUGCCUACUUUUAGAUACCUUGUAAAUGAGAUAGUUAAUAGUAUCGGCUUUGCGUUGUCUCGCAGAAAAGGAAGAGGUGUGAGGUAUGUUGUGUCGCCAUGGGACUGUGCCCCAACAAUCUUCUACAAUCGUUCUCAGACUAUGGCAAGAAGAAUGCGGGUUUGGUGGUGCCACACAAUACACAAAACUAAGGGCCGGACUGAGGAAACCAGAAACAUAAAUGGUCAGGGUUCCGAAGGUCUGGGUUCCGAAGGUCUGGACUCCGAAGGUCUGGAUUCCGAAGGUCUGGACUCCGAAGGUUUGGACUCCGAAGGUUUGGAUCGAUGGGAGUGCGAACGAGUCUUCUUGUACAGACUAGCUGAACUUGAUCGGCAAUCGGGGACGAAGUAUCUUGCAUCACAAAGUUAA
Messenger RNA from Gregarina niphandrodes, 1656 nucleotides. RefSeq lists its product as hypothetical. The coding region runs from base 1 to 1656 and encodes 551 amino acids. NCBI's taxonomy places the organism in Eukaryota, Apicomplexa, Conoidasida, Eugregarinorida, Gregarinidae. The transcript is spliced from 2 exons. The record is from RefSeq and is a predicted model, not a curated record.